This is a messenger RNA of Manihot esculenta (cassava), 1888 nucleotides long. Its product is annotated as heavy metal-associated isoprenylated plant protein 37. The record is from RefSeq and is a predicted model, not a curated record. Gene Ontology annotation, molecular function: metal ion binding. NCBI's taxonomy places the organism in Eukaryota, Viridiplantae, Streptophyta, Magnoliopsida, Malpighiales, Euphorbiaceae. The coding region runs from base 485 to 1651 and encodes 388 amino acids. The transcript is spliced from 3 exons.
GAGAAGAUGACAGAGAUAGAAGUAGGGGGAGGUGUCAAGUCGCUGUUCUUCGUUUAUUGUUUCUUAGUGCUCAGUAUUUAACGUUAAAUCACAUCAUUUCUGAUUUCUGAAACAACCCCCAUCCUCCCUUAUUGCUAUCUCCCUCUUUCUGACACUUUUUUUUUUUUUACUCUCUCUUUCUUUCGCUUCCCUGGUUUUCUUUUUCAAUUUUUUUCCCAAACUAAAAACACCCAUGUGCUUUUGUUUUGGUUGCUUUUGAGAACUGAACGAAGAGAAAACCCCCCCUUUUUUUUUUAUUAAAAAAAAGAGAGAAGAAUCUUAUAUUCUCUAAUACAUGCUCUGUUUAUCAACAGGGGAGAAAGAGAAAGAAACUCUCAUUUCCCAACUAUAACUAGCUUAUUAUUAUCCACUCUUCUUAACUUUUAUGCUUCUUUUCCUCUUUUCUAGCUGAGUGAACUCUUUCUUCCCGAAUUCUACUCAAGAAAUGACUAAAGAAGAAGACUUUAAGCUCCUCAAGAUCCAGACUUGUGUUCUCAAAGUGAACAUACACUGUGAUGGCUGUAAGCAGAAAGUGAAGAAACUCCUUCAGAGGAUUGAAGGUGUUUACCAAGUACACAUAGAUGCAGAGCAACAGAAGGUUACAGUAUCAGGAAGUGUAGAUUCUGCAACUUUGAUUAAGAAAUUAGUCCGAGCUGGUAAACAUGCCGAGGUUUGGUCUCAAAAAUCCAACCAAAACCAAAACCAAAAGCAAAAGAACAACUGCAACAAAGAAGACAAGAACAAAGGCCAAAAGCAAGGCAUCCUCAAAAACCUAGAAGCCUUGAAGAACCAGCAUAAGUUCCCCAUUGCAUUAAGCUCUGAAGAUGAUUAUUUUGAUGAUGAUGAAGAAGAAGAGGAGGAUGAACUCAAUUUUCUCGGGCCAAGUCAUCUGGGUCUUAUCAGGCAGCAAAUUGAGGCAAGCAAUGCAAAGAAAAACAUUGGAGCCAUGGCAGUAGCACCAAAUUGUGGUAAUAAGAUGAACAAUAACGUGGGCAAUGGGAAUGCUCAAAAGAAAGGAAACCCGAACCCAAAUCAGAACAUGGGAAUGAAGAUUAAUCCAGGUGGGGUUGAUCAAAAAGGCAUGGCAGCUUUAAAAAUGAACGGUGCCCAAUUAGGUGGAAACAUCAAUUCUGGGGAAGGAAAAAGGGCAAAUGAAAUUGCAACCAUGAUGAACCUUGCUGGUUUUCAUGGAAAUGUUGGUAAUCUUCCUAAUUCAGCUGCUGCUUUAGGAGGUUUUCAACAAGUUCAAUCCAAUAUGGGAUAUCAAGGAUCAUCUGGAGGAGGAGGAUUCCCUAGUGGUGGAUAUGCUACAGGGCAACAUCCAUCAUCUAUGAUGAUGAACAUGAAUGGAUAUAACCAUCCAGCAUCUGCGGCAUCCAUGAUGAUGAACAUGCAAAACAGGCAUAUGAUGCAGCAGCAGCAGCAGCAGCAGCAACCUCAACCUCAAAUGAUGUAUCACAGGUCUCCUUUUAUUCCACCUAACACUGGCUAUUACUAUAACUAUAGCCCUGCUCCUUACCCUGAACAGCAACCCAAUUACAAUGGUGAUAACUCUGCAACAGCAACCCACAUGUUCAAUGAUGAAAACACCAGCAGCUGUUCAAUAAUGUAAUUAAAGAGAGAAUGUAGAAAUUCUCUUCAGACCUCCCUCUCGUUUCCAAAAAAGAAAAAGUGUGGGGGUUUGACUUGAAAAUUUAAUGGAGUUAGUGGUCUUUUGACAGUAUUCUCUGGUGGAUGUCCUGUAAUGGGACGUCUCAGUGAAUCUUAUCAGUGUAUUGUGUAGUUGUUAAGAUGAUGUUUGUCUUUUUUUAUUAGUUCAAUUCUGUCUCAAUGUUUUUUCUUUGUUUCA